AUGAAGGGGCGCGAUAAAAAAAAGAUUUUUUUUGGGUUUUUAAUAAUUGCAAUAGUGGCCACUAUUCUAUUGGUAUUCUUUGUAGUUAGACGUGAACAACAAAACAACAUAAUCUUUUUACCAACUAUUGUAAUUUCAAUAGAUAGUUUCAGACCAGAAUACUUAGAGAGAGGUUUAACACCAAACCUACUAAACUUUAUCAACGAUAGCUCAUUCAGAGCACAAUUUACAACUGCCCAAUUUCCAUCAAAAACAUUCCCAAACCACUAUUCAAUUGCCACUGGUUUACAUCCACAAGACCAUGGAAUAGUUUCAAAUCAUAUGUAUGACCCAGAUACUAACAAAGUUUUUAGUGCCGAAGAAGAAGACUCUUUACAUCCAUCUUGGUGGUGGGGUGAACCAAUCUGGGUAACUGCUAAAAAGUCUAAUAUCAAAACCGCAUGUUUCUUUUGGCCAGGAUGUGGUGCAAAAAUCAAAGACAAUUUACCCGACUAUAAUAUGGUACCAUUUGAUAUGAAAACAUCAACAUCAGAAGUAUUAAACCAAGUAUAUCAAUGGAGAAAAGAAGGUGGUGAAAAUAAAACAUCAUCAAUACCAACUUUAACAAUGGCAUAUAUCCAUGAAGUCGAUGACAAUGGUCACUUGUACGGCCCAGUCAGCAAAAAUGUAGAUGAAUCAAUAUCAUCAGUUGAUAAAAACAUUGGUAUUUUAAUUGACCAAUUAAAACAAUCAGGUCUUUAUGAUAAAACCAAUAUUAUUUUUGUUUCAGAUCAUGGGAUGAUCGAAAUACCAACACACAAAUAUAUCUAUAUUGAUGAUUUAACUUUGGACCCAUCUAUAUCAUCCAAAUUCUUUUCACCAGAUGCAAUUAGUAAAGGAUAUGCAGUACCAUCACCAAUUUUAUCAGUUUUUCCAAAUAACACAAAUUAUAACGAAGAAUAUCUUUACCAAGAACUUACAAAAAAUAAAAGUGAACAUGUAGAUUUUUACAAAAAAGAAGACCUCCCAAAAAAAUACAACUAUAACUCUAAAUCUAACAAUAGAAUUUCUCCAAUUUUAGGUGUUGCAAAACCAGGUUAUAGCAUAAUAUUAAAUAAAGAACUUUUGCCUAAAAAACCAAAACUAGGUAAUCAUGGUUAUGACCCAGCACACGAAGAAAUGCAUUCAAUUUUUAUUGCUCGUGGUCCAAAUAUUAAAUCAAGUGGUGCCGAAGAUAAUCAUACUACUACAACAUUAAAAACAUUUAAAAAUACUGAAAUCUAUAAUUUAUUGGCAAAACUAAUUGGUGUCGAUUCAAAACAUUUUGCCCCAAAUAAUGGAACAUCUUUAUUAAUCGAUAAAUUGUAUAAAAAUAAAUAA
Messenger RNA from Dictyostelium purpureum, 1359 nucleotides. RefSeq lists its product as uncharacterized. Lineage: Eukaryota; Evosea; Eumycetozoa; Dictyosteliales; Dictyosteliaceae. The record is from RefSeq and is a predicted model, not a curated record. The transcript has 2 exons. Bases 1 to 1359 code for a protein of 452 amino acids.